This is a messenger RNA of Phragmites australis (common reed), 1245 nucleotides long. Its product is annotated as transcription factor ILR3-like. Gene Ontology annotation, biological process: regulation of DNA-templated transcription; intracellular iron ion homeostasis. The record is from RefSeq and is a predicted model, not a curated record. Bases 293 to 997 code for a protein of 234 amino acids. NCBI's taxonomy places the organism in Eukaryota, Viridiplantae, Streptophyta, Magnoliopsida, Poales, Poaceae. Gene Ontology annotation, molecular function: DNA-binding transcription factor activity; protein dimerization activity. The transcript has 5 exons.
ACCAUCCGUCCGCCGGGGCCAACCAGCGACGCGACCGCGUUGGCCCCGUCUCGCCCGCACCCGCACCGUAUUUUAUUCGCGAAAAGGCACCCCUGGGGCAGGGAGGGAGGCCAUCCAUGUUGCGUGUUGUUUAGACGCGCCAAAAGGCAGAAAGGCCGCGGCAGCGGAGGUAGGCCGUAGGCACAAGCACAACACACGAUCCCCCCACCCGGCAAGGAAGGCGAUCUCCGCUCCCAAGGCUCUUGCCCGCCCCGCGGCCCCCGAAAGAUCUUCUCCGGGCUAGCUGGUAGCGAUGAGCUGCGGGGGGCAGGCCGGCGGGUGGCUGCUGGACUACGGGCUCGUGGAGGAGGAGAUCCAGGGGUCGGAGUUCAUCUACAUGGUGGACGACCCGGCCGUCUCCAGCGUCAUACUGGGGUUCGAUGCUCCCAGGAAGGAGGACGGCGUCCAGGACAACUCCGGCCCCAAGAAAAGAUCCCGGCCAGAGUCCAGCGCACCACCCGGCACCAAGGCUUGCCGUGAAAAGCUCCGGCGAGACAAGCUCAACGAAAGGUUCAAUGAGCUUUGUGCCGUCUUGGAGCCCGGGAAGCCACCAAAGGCUGACAAAGUCGCCAUUCUAAGCGAUGCUGCGCGCCUCCUGAGCCAGCUGCGUGCCGAGGCUCAGAAGCUCAAGAAAUCAAACGAAUCACUCCAGGACUCCAUCAAGAGCCUCAAGGCUGAGAAGUCUGAACUGCGAGACGAGAAGACGAGGCUGAAGGCCGAGAGGGAGAGGCUGGAGCAGAUGCUCAAGGGCGUCAGCGCCGCAGCCGCCGCUCCGGCGCAGUUCGUCACUCACCCCGCCGCAGCUGCUGCCCCGUCGUUCCACCCGGCGGCGUUUGCUCACGCUGGCAAGUUCGUCCCGUACACCAGCUACCCGCCGCCUGCCGCAUUCUGGCAGUGGAUACCGCCGACGUCCCUUGACACGUCCAAGGACCCGGCGCACUGGCCGCCCGUCGCGUAAUCAACUGGUCAUGGCAUCAUUGAUCGGUGAUGCAUUGCCUCGUGUAUUGAGCUUGCUCGUGGUGUAGAAUUUGACCAAAGCAUGCCUGAAGAAAAACUUCAGGUGCUGAUUGUGUAGAAGUUUUUAUGAUUGUGCCUUGGAUAAUGAUCAAAAGUAACCAGAUAUAAUAGUCCGGUGAUCAUUGCCAAUUGGAGCAGUCUAUGUAACAGCCCCAAUGUUAAAGUAAUGGAGGUGAUAUCAUUAAACCA